ACAGGCUACAGGCUACAGCACCUAAGCUUAGCUUAAGCAGGUACUUGCCUAACGUCAGGGAGCCUCGUCGCAAUCCGAAACUUCUACUUUACUCAUUCUCACUCCUUUGUCGACGUUGAACAUUGGCGUGAACUGAAAGUUAAAACCAUCCAUCUACUAUUACUAUAAAUUCUUCUUUCCUUGAAUAUACCAACGACAUAAAAUUCUAUCACCAUGGCUGGAGAUCCUCGUGCGCUACUCCAAAAGGCAGACAAGGCGCUCUCCAGCGCUUCCGGCGGAUUUAGCUUUUUUGGUGGUCGAGAAGAGAAAUACCAAAAUGCAGCGGAUCUGUAUGUUGAGGCAGCGAAUGCCUUUAGGAUUCAGAAGAUGAACCGGGAGGCUGGUCAGGCUUUCGAGAAGGCGGCAGCGGUCCAGAGCAAGCAACUAAACGAACCCGACGAUGCCGCAAAUACCCUCGUAGACGCCUUCAAAGUUUACCGGAAAGAGAAUCCGGAAGACGCCGUGCGAUGCCUUGAGGUCGCCGUCAGCCAGUACUGCAAGAAGGGGAAUUUCAGGCGAGCGGCGCAGCACAAGGAGAACAUGGGUGAGGUUUUCGAGACCGAGAUUGGUGAUACCAAGCGUGCGCUCGAGGCAUACGAGACUGCCGCCGGGUGGUACGAAGGCGACAAUGCGGCUGCGCUUGCGAACAAGUUAUGGCUUAAGGUAGCAGAUAUUGCUGCCCUUGAAGGCGACUACUAUAAGUCGAUCGAACACUACGAGAAGGUCGCGGCGGCGUCGAUCAAUAACAAUUUGAUGCGUUAUUCGGUCAAGGACUACUUCCUGAAGGCAGGUAUCUGCCACCUAGCGACAGGUGAUAUGGUUGCUACAAACCGAGCACUUGAGAAGUAUCGAGAUCAAGACCCGACUUUCCCGAGCACCCGAGAACAUCAGUUAUUAGUGGAUCUGGCCGCUGCCGUCGAUGCUGGUGACCAAGACCAGUUUACGGACAAACUAUUCCAAUACGACCAACUAAGCAAACUUGACAAGUGGAAGACUACGAUUCUUGUACGGGUUAAGAAUAGCAUCGAAGAGGCCGGUGAGGACUUCUCUUAGACAGACCUGUGGCGUUAUAAACUGGAGAGCGGAGGCUCUGUGACAAGUGCAAGCCGGAUUUGAUGUUUUGGCGUAUGGGUAGGGCGCGUGACAAAUACGAUAAUGCAUCAUCAUCAUCAUCGUCACCGUCACCGUCAUCAUCUCGUGAUUAGUAAGAUGGAGUUCUCAUGCGUUGCUUGGAUUAGAAAUAUGAGCUGGACAAGACCAGAGGGCGCUCAUGACGGGGAUGGACCAGUAUUGAGAUGAUCCUUCCGCAUGUCAACUCCAUUAAUAUAAGCUACCCCGUGGGCCGUGAGAUUGAAAUUUUUAGUCUUCAAUUACUGCGAAUUUAUUCUGGAUAAAUCUUGAAAUUGUUAUUACAGGAAUUAUGAAUAUAGUGAGUAUUUAAUUAUAGCACGGUUCAUUGGUGUUCCCUUGAUACUUAGUUACCUGAUGUACCUAGGUAGGUACGUACAUGAAGGUAUAGGUGACCA
This is a messenger RNA of Daldinia caldariorum, 1565 nucleotides long. Its product is annotated as TPR-like protein. Lineage: Eukaryota; Fungi; Ascomycota; Sordariomycetes; Xylariales; Hypoxylaceae. Bases 214 to 1092 code for a protein of 292 amino acids. Gene Ontology annotation, biological process: intracellular protein transport; SNARE complex disassembly. The transcript is spliced from 3 exons. Gene Ontology annotation, cellular component: vacuolar membrane; SNARE complex. The record is from RefSeq and is a predicted model, not a curated record. Gene Ontology annotation, molecular function: syntaxin binding; soluble NSF attachment protein activity.